CCAGCGGUAGAGGGUGCAAAACUUUCAGCAUUAGUUGUGGGGUGAAGGGGCUUUCGAAAAUGGGAUUCGACCUGGAGCGUUUCAGCGAGGAAGUGGAUCCCGACUUUAAAUGCAACUUGUGCAAUAAAGUGUUGGAAGAUCCUCUCACAACCCCUUGCGGACACGUCUUCUGCGCCGGCUGCCUCUUGCCUUGGAUCGUGCAGCGAGGCAACUGCCCGGUGAAAUGCCGGAGGGUCGCCACCAAGGAGCUGAACCACGUCCUGCCCCUGAAGAACCUCAUCCUGAAACUGGAAAUCCGCUGUGACAACUACGAGAGGGGCUGCGACAAAGUGGUGCGGCUGCAGCACUUGGCGGAGCACACGGAGAUGUGCGACUACUCGCCGGCCGAGUGCAGGAAUAAGGGCUGCGGCGAGUCGCUCAACCUGAAGGACGUGGACGCGCACAUGCGGGAGAGCUGCGAGCAGCGGCCGGUCGGCAUCUGCCAGCGCGGCUGCGGCCUGAUGCUGGUGCACGGCGAGCAGAGGCUGGGCACACACUGCUGCCUGAAGGCGCUCAAGGCGCACGGCCACGCGCUCCAGGGCAAGAUCGGGAGCCUGGAGCGCGAGCUGAAGAAGCAGAGCGCCAGGGCGGGCAAGCGGGAGAAGUCGCUGCUCUCGCAGCUGUCAGCCCUGCAGAGCGAGGUGCAGAUGACAGCUCUCAAGUACCAGAAGAAAUUCACCGAGUACAGCGCCAGGAUACGGUCCCUGACCAAAAGCCUCCCUGCUCAGUGCAAUGGCGGAGAGACCCUGACCAUCAUUAUGCAGCGAGACGCGGGUUCUCUGGGAUUUAAUAUUAUCGGCGGCAGACCUUGUGCGGAAAAUCAAGAGGGCACAGCGUGUGAGGGGAUUUUUGUGUCAAAAAUAGUGGAGAAUGGACCCACAGACAAAGAAGGUGGACUGCAGAUCCAUGACAGAAUUCUAGAGGUUAAUGGCAAGGACUUAUCCAGAGCCACUCAUGAGCAAGCCGUGGAAGCAUUUAGAACAGCCAAAGAACCCAUUGUAGUACAGGUGCUACGAAGAACUCCCCGCACAAAAGUUCUUAAUGCAUCACAUGAGUGUCAACUUGUAGAUAUGGGCACACAGACAGAUAUCACCUUUGAACACAUCAUGGCACUGGCUAAAAUAAGAUCACCUACUCCACCUGUUGUGGUACUGGAACAAUACCUCUUACCUGAAGAACAUCCAUCGGGACAGGACUAUUAUGAUUCAAAUGACUAUUUUGGAGGAUUGCAAACUGAAAUGGACAGAGAAGAAUUAGAAUAUGAGGAAGUAGAUUUGUACAGACUGCAAGGGCAGGACAAGCUUGGUCUCACAGUGUGCUACAGAACAGAUGAUGAAGAUGACAUGGGAAUAUAUGUCAGUGAGAUUGAUCCAAAUAGUAUUGCAGCAAAAGAUGGCCGCAUAAGGGAAGGGGACCGAAUAAUUCAGAUAAAUGGCAUUGAGAUCCAAAACAGAGAAGAAGCUGUAGCUUUGCUUACCAGUGAGGAAAGCAAGAACAUUUCACUGCUUUUGGCAAGGCCUGAGCUGCAGUUGGAUGAAGGCUGGAUAGAUGAUGAUCGGAAUGAAUUGCUGGAUGAUUUGCACAUGGACAUGUUAGAGGAGCAACACAAUCAAGCAAUGCAGUUCACAGCUAAAAUUCUUCAAGAGCAGAAAAAGCAUGAUGAUGAUGAGGGGACAACAGAUACUGCCACUAUUUUCUCUAACCAACACGAGAAAGAUAGUGGUGUUGGACGUACUGAUGAGAGCACCCGCAAUGAUGAGAGCUCUGAGCAAGAGAACCUUGGGGAUGAGCACAAUAACCCUGAUCCAUUGAGACUCAUGUACAACAAUGACACCCUUGGAAGCGGUGACACACAGUUUCGGCAGGAAUCAUUCAUUUCUGGGGACUACGCAGAUGCAGAUUUUCUUGGCAUUCCAUCUGAUGAGUGUGAAAGGUUCCGUGAUUUGCUCGAGCUAAAAUGUCAGAUGCAAAAUGACAAUCAGUAUGGUCUUUACUACCAUGACAAUGCUGUCGGCAUCAAGAAGAAUGACCAGGGAAUUGUUGAUCAAGAACUUGAAAUGUUGAAUGAAGAAUUGCACAACAUCGAGCUCGAGUGUCUUAACAUUGUACGAGCCCAUAAAAUGCAACAAUUGAAAGAACAAUACAGGGGGUCAUGGAUGCUACACAACAGUGGUUUUCACAACUACAACACCAGCAUUGAUAGCCGCAGACAUGAACUCUCUGAUAUAACAGAACUGCCAGAAAAGUCCGACAAGGACAGCUCUAGUGCAUACAAUACCGGUGAGAGUUGUCGAAGCACACCACUGACAUUGGAUUUGUCUCCCAACAACUCAUUGUGCAGGACAGUCAAAAAUCUGAACAGCCAAAGUAAUGAAGGGGUGACUAGCAACACUGUCCCAAGGCCACUGCUGUCCCAUUCAAUGAGCCUUGCAAAGUCGAACUCUGCAACUAAGGAACCUGACCAUUGCCAGCAAUCAGAUGGAAGAGACGAGAAACAAAUUUUGGAGUGCAGCAAAAGCCAGGCUUUCUCCCAGAGCUCAGCCUAUCCAAUCUCAUACCAUCGUUCUCCAUAUAGACAUGCGCAUAUCCCAGCACAUGCUCAACAUUACCAAAGUUACAUGCAAUUGAUACAGCAAAAGUCAGCAGUGGAAUAUGCACAGUCCCAAAUGAGUCUCGUCAGUAUGUGCAAAGAACCUUCCUAUCAUGAAUCAUCGAGUCAGAUUGAACCCAAAAUGGAGUGGAAGGUGAAAAUCAGAAGUGAUGGGACCAGAUACAUUACCAAGCGGCCAGUCAGAGAUAGGAUUCUUAAGGAACGUGCACUAAAAAUUAAAGAAGAACGUUGCGGUAUGACAACUGACGAUGAUGCAAUCAGUGAAAUGAAAAUGGGACGUUAUUGGAGUAAGGAAGAGCGGAAGCAGCAUUUGGUACGUGCAAAGGAGCAGAAAAGGCGGCGUGAAUUCAUGAUGCAGAGCAGAUUAGAAUGUUUAAAGGAACAGCAGAGUACUCAGGAGAAGAAAGAAGUGAACAUCAUUGAACUUAGCCACAAAAAAAUGAUGAAGAAAAGGAGUAAGAAAAUUUUUGAUAACUGGAUGACAAUCCAGGAACUUUUAACUCAUGGCACUAAAUCACCUGAUGGAACAAGGAUAUACAAUUCACUGUUGUCCGUAACAACUGUAUAAAUGUUUUUCCAUGAUGUACAUUAAAUACUACCAUUUGAGGUAGAAAAGAUCUUGCCUCGUUAAAAGUGGCAUAGCUUGUAAAUAUAUAAAAUACAUCACUCCUCCAAGUGUGACUGCAAGGGCCAUCAGUGAAUGACAACACUAGUUCACAAACACAGGUUGAUGCAAUUGUGCUUUUUUUUUAAGGGCAACAAUAAGGCAAACAACUUCCAGCCCAGUACCCGAUGUUGUUUUGCUUAUUAUCCAUAAAUUAAUAACUCUCAAAAUACACACGUGCCAAUAGAUUUUAAUCCCUGCCAAUAAUUUUGUAUGAAUUUAAGACGUCCACUGUUUUAGAUAUAAAAUCUUACAUGCCAAGAUCUGCGGUUCUAUUUAUAAAAAAAACUCAUUCUUUAUACUUUUUUCUUGUUCUCUGUGUAACUCGUUCAAGUUUUUCAGGAUCUUCCCAAUGAAAACCUGUUAGGAUUUCUUCCAUUUAAGUAGAUUUGCUGACUUGCAGCCUGCAGUAAAUUAGAAAUUUUUUUUUGCAUGUACAUAAAAUUAAUGUUUAUAGAAAAGAUUAUGUAAUUGUGAACACACUUUGUA
This is a messenger RNA of Pristis pectinata (smalltooth sawfish), 3803 nucleotides long. RefSeq names its product PDZ domain containing RING finger 3b (gene pdzrn3b). The transcript has 10 exons. Gene Ontology annotation, molecular function: zinc ion binding; ubiquitin protein ligase activity; protein binding. The record is from RefSeq and is a predicted model, not a curated record. Gene Ontology annotation, biological process: protein ubiquitination; neuromuscular junction development. Lineage: Eukaryota; Metazoa; Chordata; Chondrichthyes; Rhinopristiformes; Pristidae. Bases 60 to 3218 code for a protein of 1052 amino acids.